AUGGCAACUGAAACAGCUUCACUUCUUCCCUCCCAAGCUUUUCCAAGUCCAGCACCAACCAAGAUAACAAGCAUCAAAACAUUAGCUGAAUCACCUGGCCUCACCUCCAUCCCUGCCACUCACACCUUCGCUCCUCAGCAUCUCCUUGACCAAGUUAUUUCUGACCAAGAAGCCUCAAUUCCUGUCAUAGAUUACUCUCUUCUUAUUUCAGGCACCUCUGAUCAACGAUCUAAAAUAAUUCAUGAACUUGGUAGAGCCUGCCAGGACUGGGGCUUCUUCAUGGUGAUCAAUCAUGGAGUGCCAGAGAGCCUACUCAGCUCGAUAAUUGAUGGGUGUAAAGGAUUUUUCGAUCUGCCAGAAGAGGAGAAGCAAGAGUUUAAAGGGAACCAUGUGCUGGACCCAAUAAGGAGUGGCACCAGCUUUAAUGCUUCAGUGGACAAAAUUUUCUGUUGGAGGGAUUUUCUCAAGGUCUUUGUACAUCCUGUGUUUCACUCACCUACCAAACCAGCUGGUCUCAGUGAGAUUUCAUUAGAGUACUCGAAAAGAGUUAGAGAAGUAGCAAGGGAGUUACUGAAAGGAAUAUCAGAAAGCUUGGGAUUGGAAUGCAACUAUAUAGACAAGGCACUGAAUUUGGAACAGGGGAAACAAAUACUUAUAGCAAACUUAUAUCCACCUUGUCCACAGCCAGAACUUGCAAUGGGCAUACCUCCUCAUUCAGACCAUGGUCUGUUGACACUUCUAACCCAAAAUGGAAUUGGUGGCCUUCAGAUUCAACGCAAUGAAAAGUGGGUCAAUGUUGGUACUCUCCCCAACUGCUUCCUGGUUAACACUGGAGAUCACCUUGAGAUUUUGAGUAAUGGAAGGUACAAGAGUGUUUUGCACCGAGCAAUGGUGAACAACAAGGCUACAAGGAUAUCCAUAGCUAUGGCACAUGGACCAUCACUAGACUCAGUCGUUAGCCCAGCACCUGAGUUAUUGGUGAGCAGUGAGGGCAAUGCUGCAGCAGCAUUCGUUGGCAUGAAAUAUAAGGACUAUCUGGAGCUUCAGCAAAGCAACAAGCUGGAUGGGAAAUCUUGCUUGGAUCGAGUUCGAAUUUCAGCAGUUUAG
Messenger RNA from Dovyalis caffra, 1107 nucleotides. NCBI's taxonomy places the organism in Eukaryota, Viridiplantae, Streptophyta, Magnoliopsida, Malpighiales, Salicaceae. The record is from the annotation of a GenBank genome assembly.